Thelazia callipaeda (thelaziosis nematode) is the source of this 273-nucleotide messenger RNA. The record is from the annotation of a GenBank genome assembly. NCBI's taxonomy places the organism in Eukaryota, Metazoa, Nematoda, Chromadorea, Rhabditida, Thelaziidae.
AUGGAUUUGGUGCGUGCUGCGUUCGAAUGCUCCACUUUACGAUUCCGAUGGAGAAAAUUCGGAGCACUAUUUUUUUACGAUAUUUUCAACCUGCAGAGGAGAGCCAGUUUCUCACAGUUUUCACAGUCGCACGAUGAAACUUUUGUUGCUGAGGCUGGAAAACAUGGUAUGAACGAGCAGUACGGUCCUCAACUCAAUGUUUGUUUGAGCAGGAAAUCGUCACGAAUGAAAACAGGGAGAUCAGAGGCGAUAUGCGUGUUAGGGCAGCUAUAA